AUGUUUGUCAAAUAUUCUUUAGUUUUAAUUAUCUGUACCUUGUUACUCUCUGCUUUUUCUGGUAAUAGCUUUGUAUCUGCUGGUAUGGCUACCGGUAGUUAUGGUAAUGAUCCAAGUGUUAUCCACGACCCAAUUGUAAAGAUCUAUGGCCAUUGGGACUUUGAAGGUUCAUUGUAUGUAUACAAUAAAACUGAUGGUUAUGUCCAAUUACCUGACGAAUUCCGUAACAAUGUUCAAUCAUUCCAAUCUGGUAUUGAUGUAUGCUUUAUCAAAUGGUAUCCAAGAGAACAAUACCAAAUCAAAGCUGGUGAUUACCAUAAAAACUAUGCUGCAUUAACAAACUUUGGUCAAAGAAUGGACGGUCUCUAUGCUGGAUCUUGCUCUGAUGUCAUCUGCCCUGUUUCAAACUAA
Messenger RNA from Dictyostelium purpureum, 411 nucleotides. RefSeq lists its product as uncharacterized. NCBI's taxonomy places the organism in Eukaryota, Evosea, Eumycetozoa, Dictyosteliales, Dictyosteliaceae. The transcript has 2 exons. The coding region runs from base 1 to 411 and encodes 136 amino acids. The record is from RefSeq and is a predicted model, not a curated record.